Molecule: messenger RNA, 696 nt
Organism: Phaeoacremonium minimum UCRPA7
Lineage: Eukaryota; Fungi; Ascomycota; Sordariomycetes; Togniniales; Togniniaceae
Product: putative imidazoleglycerol-phosphate dehydratase protein
Exons: 2
Coding region: 1-696 (231 amino acids)
Biological process (GO): L-histidine biosynthetic process
Molecular function (GO): imidazoleglycerol-phosphate dehydratase activity
Source: RefSeq, a predicted model, not a curated record
AUGAGCUCAAGCACAUCAACGCCCCGGUGGGCUGCACUUGCGCGGGACACGAACGAGACCAAGAUCCAGCUGGCUCUGAACCUCGAUGGCGGCGCAUUCCCUCCCGACACAGACUCAAGGUUGACCCAGAACGGAGCCGACGGCCAUGCAUCACAGUCAAGCAAGUCACAGACAAUAAGUAUCAACACGGGUAUUGGCUUCCUCGACCACAUGCUCCAUGCCAUGGCCAAGCAUGCGGGCUGGAGUCUGGCGCUUGCCUGCCAGGGCGAUCUUCACAUCGACGACCACCACACCGCCGAAGACGUGUGUAUCGCGCUCGGCAGCGCCUUCGCCCAAGCGCUGGGCUCGAUGGCGGGCCUCGCGCGCUUCGGGUACGCCUACGCACCGCUGGACGAGGCGCUCUCGCGGGCCGUCAUCGACCUGUCGAACCGGCCGUACAGCGUGGUCGAGCUGGGGCUGAAGCGGGAGAAGAUCGGGGACCUGAGCUGCGAGAUGAUCCCUCACUGUCUGCAGAGCUUCGCGCAGGGCGCACGGGUUACGCUGCAUGUGGACUGCAUCCGCGGUUUCAACGACCACCACAGGGCUGAGAGUGCCUUCAAGGCGCUGGCGGUGGCGAUCCGCAUGGCCACGAGCAAGAUACCUGGCAAGGAGGGCGAGGUGCCCAGUACGAAGGGCACACUGAGCGCAUUGGGUUAA